Molecule: messenger RNA, 1072 nt
Organism: Cuscuta campestris
Lineage: Eukaryota; Viridiplantae; Streptophyta; Magnoliopsida; Solanales; Convolvulaceae
Source: the annotation of a GenBank genome assembly
GAUAAGAUUAACUUUUGUUACCAUCCUCCAAUCAUGCGAUUCAAGUUCUAUAACUCCUCUCAUCCCUUGUAAAAGCCAUUCUCUAAUGAUUUCCAAUCUAUCUGAAGGCAUGGUGAAUGUUUCUGGUGCGAAGCGGAAGUGUAUGCCUCCGACCCUGGAAAGCGGGCCUCGGUCCCGCAAUUUAUCAGACGAAGAAGAGAAGGAGCUUCUGGAGGGGUUGCUACAUCCGCUAACCAAAGUUACUGAUGAAGAUAAAAAAAUGUACAUGUCACUUCUACGGCCAAAGGUUCAAGAGAAACCACCUGUAUUGCAGAAGAAGCCUAAGCAUAACUGUGGAGUUCAAAUACACACUUUCCCCAAUUUAGUUUAUAUGCCAGUUCUUGAUCAAGGGCCAACUGCUGAACCUACAUACCUCAAAAACAGAAGAGAGCAAAAUGACCCAAACCCUUGGGAGAAGACAAGCGGGCUCACUCAAAAAGAACUACAACGCAGGAACCUGCACUUGCGAUGGGCAUUGGCUCCUCUUGCUCGCUUCAACCGGAGACAUUCUACACAUUAUAAGCUUGUGGAAGUCAUUAACUGCAAUGCGUUUCUACUUCCUGGAUGCAAGACAUGGAUUCAUUGUGCUUUCAAAGCUGCAACCGAAACUUCUUCUGUGCCAGAACUCUUUUUUGCUGAAUUUUACCAAUACGAGCUUCAAAAGUAUCACUUCCUGAGUGUUACUCGAAUUACCAAUCGUAUCAAGACUACAUGUGAUGACUGCCGAUAUUGCAAGGGGAAAGGGAUUCCUCAUACUGUCAACAAAUUCAUCGAAGGGCAGAUCCACUAUGAGGGACCCAUUUUACGUAGAAGGAGGCGGCUUACUUAAAAUGUUACCAUUCUCUCGUUCAUCAUGUCUGCUGAACCAAUGGAUGCCAGUGUUAAUUACUAUGUUUGUUUUUUGUUACUAAAAAAAAUUGUGCAUCCUCAUUGCUGAAUGUAUUUAUUACUACAAAUGUUGACUUUGAAUAUCCAUCUUACUGAUGGGAUUAACCAUUAUAUAUUGUACUCCGUAUCUUUUUGGACUUUUAUC